AUGGUUUCCGAUAAUAUUUCCGUUCCAUCUCUCUAUGUGAUCAAGGGUAUUAUUAUCUUAGACAAUGACGGAAAUCGUCUUUUGGCAAAAUAUUAUAAUCAAUCGUAUGCAACGAUAAAAGAACAGAAAGAAUUCGAGAAAUCUUUGUUCAAUAAAACACACAAAGGUUCAGGCGAUGUCAUUCUUUUGGAUAAUUGGACGAUUGUCUACCGAAACAAUGUUGAUUUACUCUUCUACGUUGUUGGCAGUACAGAUGAAAAUGAAUUAAUGUUAAACUCCGUGUUGACAUGUUUAUUCGACUCAUUGAGCACGAUGUUGCGAAAAAAUGUGGAAAAACGAUAUCUUUACGAAAAUUUGGAUUUAGUUAUGCUGACACUCGACGAAAUUUGUGAUGAUGGAAUUGUCUUAGAAUCGGAUCCAAUGUUAAUUGCACAACGUGUUCAAUUACGUCAAGAUGACGUUCCAUUAGGCGAACAGACUGUCACUCAAGUACUUAACCAUGCAAAAGAACAAAUUAAGUGGUCGUUAUUGAAAUAA
This is a messenger RNA of Adineta ricciae, 537 nucleotides long. The record is from the annotation of a GenBank genome assembly. Lineage: Eukaryota; Metazoa; Rotifera; Eurotatoria; Adinetida; Adinetidae.